AUAACACAAAGUACUCAUAAUUUAAGAAUUCUUCAUUAUAUCCGCCGAGGAAUUGGGUGUGGUAAAAUUUAUUCUCAUGCAAAUGGAUCAAAACUAAGAAUAAUAAAUAAUAAGCACUUAAAGGAUCUAGUUCUUUCAAUAUUUAAUCAGUAUCCUUUACUGACUUCUAAAUAUUAUGAUUAUAUCAAGUUUAAGAAGGCAUUAGAGAUGUUAAAUGACUCUCAACUGAAAAAAUCAAAAAUCUCUGAAGUCUUGAAAAAUGGAAUGAGUGAUGUGGAUACAAUCCCUUCAGCUUGGAAUGCGAUCACCUACCCUUUUAAAAGUGCUGAUAAUGUCAAAUUAGUUAUGUCUAGACCUUGGCUUGUAGGGUUUGUUGAAGCUAAGGCUUCAUUCUUUUUAAAAGUGGUUUUUUGUCCAGAAGCAACAAAGGUUCUUUAUCAUGAAAAGGAAAAUAUUUAUGAAAUAACUACUACAAAUUUGAGAGCUAUUAAUAACAUAUCUCAUUUUUUAAAUUAUACUUUUAAAGGAAUGAAAUCAUUGGAAUUUAGAAUCUGGGCUCGUUCUAUGAAUUAUAAAAGUAAUUUGAAUAAAAUAUCUAAAGCAGCCUAUUGUUUAAUUGAGAAUGAAUUAUGUGAAUCUUUUCUUUCAACCUUGGAUACAUUAUCACCUUUAAUUGAAUAUAUAGAUGUUUCCAUAUUAGGCGGCGGCGUCUUGAUUUUGUCAAAGUCCUCAGAUAUUUUUAAUGAAUUAGAUGCUAAAUAUUAUGGGUACAAAGCUAAAAGGGACGAUAAUAAUAGCUCAAAUGUGCAUAAUCAAACAUUACAUCAAAGGCAGGAUACAAAGUUUGCAAAUCAAUCCAAUUGCCAACAUAGCUUUAGCACAACUAAAGGAGACUAUGAGCAAAAUGGACGUGGCGUUAAAAAAGAAACAGAUUCAUCAAUAGUUGAAGAAGAAGCUAAUAAAAUUAAAUCAGAUGAAACUGUAGCUGAAAACGAUGAGUAUAAAGUCAGAGAGAAAGCUUUAAUGGAUUACCGGAAACCUCUUAAAAUAAACAACAUUGAUGAUGACGACGAGACCUGGUAUACUUGUAACAAUGUAAUUCCAAAAGAAUGGCUGGGUUCGAACGACUAUAAAGAACCUGCAAAAAUCGAAUUGGAAGUAAUGAAGAGCUUAAUAAAAGAAAACGAACCUAAUAAUAAUCAAGAGGUUGGAAAAGAGGCGUCUAACUAUUACCAAGAAUCAACUGCAUCGAAGAAUUCUAGAAGAAUGCUUCAAGUUGGUUAUGGUAUUGAAAUAAAUGAACAUUAUCUAGCUAAAGAUGAGGAUAACAGAAUAAUGGAAAGUCUCAUGAGUGACAAGAAAAUGCCAAGCAGAAAUAAUGAUGACAAAGCUCCUGUCAGUGAAAAUAAAUUGCGAAGCCUACCUGACAAAUUAGAUAUAUUCGAUAUGCCCAAAGUUGAGCAAAAAGGAAGAUUAAAGAAUUCUGAACUAAGCCAUAGAGGAAUUCUAAACAUAUGGAGUGGCGAAUUAGAAGGACGAGGCUAUCAAGAAUUAGCCAAAAUAGACAAAACAGUCUUGGAUCAGGCCAAAGAAAAUCUUUAA
Molecule: messenger RNA, 1602 nt
Organism: Dentiscutata erythropus
Lineage: Eukaryota; Fungi; Glomeromycota; Glomeromycetes; Diversisporales; Gigasporaceae
Source: the annotation of a GenBank genome assembly